Molecule: messenger RNA, 756 nt
Organism: Schizosaccharomyces japonicus yFS275
Lineage: Eukaryota; Fungi; Ascomycota; Schizosaccharomycetes; Schizosaccharomycetales; Schizosaccharomycetaceae
Exons: 1
Coding region: 1-756 (251 amino acids)
Source: RefSeq, a predicted model, not a curated record
AUGCAGUCUGCAGAAGAAUGUGAGAGGAGACGGAAGAAAAAGAAGCCUGAGCGCCUGAUUGUGCCGGUGAUUGGUGGUCCUCAGUCGUCGCUGAUCCAGCAGUACCACCGAGGAUUUGGCAAGGCAAAAGAGCUGCUGGGCUGGAUUGCAGACCAGCUCAAGAUUGAGACGAGCACGGGAUCACAGAACGUCGAGCUGCAUUCGGCUCUGAGAGCGCGAGAGGAAAAACUCGUCGCUUUAACUGAGGAGAUGCAAUCACUGACGACUGCCUCCUCGAGUGACGGUGACCGGAGCUUCGAGGAUAUAGAUGACCAUCAUACAGACAUGAUCUCUACGGCUCCCGAGUCCCAGACGGAUGUGCGAACGACGAGCCCCGACCAAUCGAUUCAGUUGGAAUUGGACAGGGCACCCGACAUGACAACUACUGCAAUGACCACGACGACUAUGACUACGACUACUACGAUGAUGACUACGACCUCUUUAGCAAACCCCUUCUCUACUACCAGUACCAGUACUGCUACUAGUACUACGACACCACUUUUUACGAUCAAUUCAGACGACCAAAUCACCCAAUGGUUCGCCAAGUUCGAUGCUCUGCUCGACUACCUCGGGAAGCUCCAGCUCCUACAACACGCAAAGCUUUCCUACGGCACACUUUUGGCCCUCCAACAACACUCAGAAAUGCCUCCUUCGCCCAAAACCUCCUCUGACAGCAGCCCUCCCAGCGGUCUUUCGUCCCCCUUCCAGAUGGCUUGA